AUGCAAACAUUGAGAUAUCGCAGUUUGACUGAAGAGAAUUUUUGUGAGGAUAGGAAAUGGAACCGUCCUCAUGUGUUCAAUCUCAGGAAGGCCUCCACAUCAAAUUUCACCUGUAUCAAGUGCUCAGGUGACAAGCGUGUUAAUACAUGUCUGGAAAGUUCUAGAAACUCUCGUUAUGAGGCGCACAUAUCAACUGCCACUCAUUCUUUCUGCCAGUACCUUCGAGGAUACUUACCCUUGCGAAAUGCAUCCAUAACCAUUCAUUCCUUGGCUUUGGGCAAUAAUGCGUAG
This is a messenger RNA of Cylicocyclus nassatus, 291 nucleotides long. Lineage: Eukaryota; Metazoa; Nematoda; Chromadorea; Rhabditida; Strongylidae. The record is from the annotation of a GenBank genome assembly.